GGACAAGACAGAAAGCAACCUGACGACCUCCCUCUAUAGACGUCCCCAGAGGAACCGACAUCCCAUUGACCCUGCUGCUCUCCCCUCUGCAGCGUCUCUCGACGGAUUUUCGUCUCUUGUCCUCUAUACCUCUCUGCCAUCAUGUUCUCUCGCGCUGCGCGCCCGGCCCUGAAGGCCGGCAGUGCCGCUCUCACUCGCACUGCUCCUCCCAAUGCCGCCACCUUCGCGACUCUGCGUGAAAUUGAGGGCCGUCUCAAGUCCAUCAAGAACAUCGAGAAGAUCACCAACACCAUGAAGGUCAUCGCCUCCACUCGUCUCACCCGUGCCCAGAAGGCCAUGGAGGAGUCCCGUUCCUACGGUUCGACUUCCAACACCCUCUUCGAGAAGGCGGAGACCAAGGCUGUGGAGGGCCAGAAGACCCUCUAUGUCGUCGCCUCUUCCGACAAGGGUCUCUGCGGUGGUAUCCAUUCCGGUCUGAGCAAGGCUACCCGCAAACACCUGGCGGAGAACCCUGAGGCCGAUCUCGUCAUCCUGGGCGAGAAGGCUAAGGCUCAGCUGGGCAGAGUCUAUGCCAACAACAUCGUUCUGAGCUUCUCCAACGUCUGCAAGGACGUCCCGACUUUCGCCGACGCCCAGGCCAUCGCUGACCAGAUUGCCCUGCUUCCGACCGACUACUCCAGCAUCAAGGUGAUCUACAACAAGUUCGUCAACGCCCAGAGCUACGAGCCCGAGGUCAUCGAGGCUUACUCCGAGGAGGCGAUCACCCAGUCCCCCAACAUCUCCGCUUAUGAGGUGGACGAUGAGGUUCUCAAGAACCUCCGCGAGUACGCUCUCGCCAACAACCUGUACUGGGCUCUUGCCGAAGGCCACGCUGCUGAGAUCUCUGCUCGUCGCAACGCAAUGGAGAACGCUUCCAACAACGCUGGUGACAUGAUCAACAGGUUCCAGAUCUUGUACAACAGACAGCGUCAAGCCGCCAUUACCGGUGAACUGGUCGAGAUUAUCACUGGUGCUACUGCUAGUGAGGACAUGUAAAAUCUGUCAACGUGAUGCUGCCAGGAGGAAUCGCCUCGUGUGCAGAAUUGUCCAUAC
Paecilomyces variotii is the source of this 1092-nucleotide messenger RNA. Its product is annotated as gamma subunit of F0F1-type ATP synthase. Bases 142 to 1035 code for a protein of 297 amino acids. Lineage: Eukaryota; Fungi; Ascomycota; Eurotiomycetes; Eurotiales; Thermoascaceae. Gene Ontology annotation, molecular function: proton-transporting ATP synthase activity, rotational mechanism. The transcript has 6 exons. The record is from RefSeq and is a predicted model, not a curated record. Gene Ontology annotation, biological process: proton motive force-driven ATP synthesis.